Molecule: messenger RNA, 1826 nt
Organism: Rhizopus microsporus ATCC 52813
Lineage: Eukaryota; Fungi; Mucoromycota; Mucoromycetes; Mucorales; Rhizopodaceae
Exons: 2
Coding region: 19-1641 (540 amino acids)
Molecular function (GO): protein binding
Source: RefSeq, a predicted model, not a curated record
UUUUAUUUUCUUUUACAAAUGGGUGCAAUGGAGACUCUUCCAGAAGAGUUGGUGAUUAUCAUAUUUCAAUAUUCUAUAGAAAACGUAAAAGAUUUGUUGAUACUUGAGAAAGUCUGUAAAAAGUUUCAAAGGAUAGCCAAUAACUUGUAUCUGUGGUAUUACUUGUUUAAAGAAAUGUAUCCAAACUGGUCAUACAAUAUUGGGUUUGGAUAUAAUAAACAACCAUUGAUUGAUUGGAAGAAAUAUUUGAUUCAACUAAGUAAACAGAGCAGAGAUAUCAAUAUAGAACCAAUGUCCUUUAAAGGUCAUCAAUUACAAGAGCCUUUCGUUUUCGACGUAAACCCAAUGACUCAUGAAGGUAUUAUUGGAUUAUCAAUACAUACAGUAGAUGAAUAUAAAAUACUAUUUUUUAAUUAUCCUUCUUAUGAACUAAUAAGAGAGUACAAGAUACAGCAUCAUCAUCAACAUCACAAUUUAUUAUCCUAUCAACUCAUGGGCAUGCAGACUAUACGCUACAAGCAACAGAGCGUGAGAUUAUUUUGUGUGGUAAUUAGUAGAUCAGCUGUAUUUGAAGAAGAUGACGAUGAUAUCGAUAGAUUGAAUAUAUGGCAAUCUGUCAUCAUUUAUACACUCCAUGAUAAUGGUCAUAUCGAAUGUCUAGCAAACGUAGAUAAUCUUGACGAAUAUCAAUUCAUGGGAAGAGACAUAUUCUUUUUUUCAGCGUCUGAUACCAAUAUUCAAGUGGACAAGUGGUUAGAUGUUUUAAAUAAACCACAUCACUCAGACAAUAUAUAUAUGCUUGCAUUUGGUCCUAGCUUGCGUCUCAAUGUUGGCUAUGGACAUAUUAUACAGUUCAACUUGGAUGAACCCAUUCAAGAUCCCUUGUUUUCAUCAUCAAUGACAAUGACAACUCAAACAAAUACAGCAGUAUUACUAUACACGGUGCGCUUAGGAGUACGAGUGAGCUGUAUGAUUCAUUUUCGACAUUAUUCACAACUCAAUCAUCUCGUCUGUACCGGACACUUUGAUUCGAAUGAACUCAAUAUAUACGAUUGGCGAUUUGGUGUCAAAGUAGGAUCAGUGCCCUGGGCUAAUCAUGCUCAACCUUGGGGGUUCGAGUCCACUUGGGUUGUUCUGCCUCAAGCUGACCAUUGUCAAGAUUUAUCAAUGUAUGGUCUACGGCUGGUAGCUGUGGGUGAUAUUCAGCAAGAUAAUUCAUUUGAGAUCAGGCUAUUGGAUAUAUCACAUCUAUUAAAAGUAGAUUGGGAUCCAUUUAGACGUGAUCAAUAUGAGCAAGUGGAUGAGCAACAGGAUAUGCCCUAUCUCUACAGUUGGUGGAAUCAUAAGCAUACAGAAGGAUUAAGACGAAUUGUGCUAGACAAUAUAUUGCCAUACGACAGCAAUGCAAGUGUAUUAUGUGUACAUAGAUUGGAUAGAAAAGUAGAAUAUACAGCAUACAACAUAUUACAGACAUCUUUAUAUCUGUUAACUAAUACGGGUCAAUUAAUCAUAAUGGAUAUUGAAUCAGGCCAGUUCUUAAAGACGAUAGACAUUGGUUCAAGUGUAGACAUUAAUGUCUUGGGCUUGAAAGAUGUUGUUAUUACCAAAAGAUUUGGUUUAUUAAAAAUAAAGCAUCAAUAAUUAGUUGAUGAAUGUACAUCAUGACUUUUUUGGUUAUGGGUGUACAGACAUGAACAUACAUACUAUAAAAAUCAUCUGCUGCAACUGCCAAUCAAUGACAUACGUUAUCCAUCUGGUCUAUGUUUGUCCUUUUUAAAGAACUCUUAUUUUAAAACGUCAAUCUAUGUAGCCUUCAAAAACUUGCC